AUGUCAAAGACAGUAGUAUUAAUAGGCAAAACUGGUGAAGGUCGAACUACCCUUUUUAAUAAAAUUACUAAUUCCUAAUAAAAAACUGCUGCUGGGGGUUAGAAUGUUACUACUAAUGUCUUCGUUAAAUAAUCAUCUUAUGGAGAUGGAUUUUAAUUAAUUGAUACCCCUGGAUUUGAUUCAUGUUCUCAAACUUUUAAUUUAAUAGCCGGAUUUUUAUCUGCAAUUGAUAAAUUUUUAAUUAAUAGAAUAAUGGUUGUUAUUAGAUAUGAUAGAUUAGAAUUGAUUAAGAAAGAACUAAUAAAAUAUACUGAACUUUUUUAAAGUUAUAAAGAUAAACUUACAUUUGUCAUAACUUUUAUGGAUUACAUUAAGAAUGAUUAUCUGAAAAAUGUUAAUGAGAUUUAGUUAAUGGCAAAAUAAUAAAAAAUAAAUUCUGUUAUUUUUGCUUCUCGUGAUCAUUCAGGACAAUAACUUUGUCAACUUUUUGAUUAGGAAAUUCAAGCUUCUGUUGCAUAAAAAAUUUCAUUAACAGAUGAUCAACAACUUAGCCUAUUGGAUCGAAUUGAUAAUGAUGAAAUUUAAUAUUACUUAAUGUAAAGUGAAAAUGUAGAAUACCCAUUUAUAUAAUAUGAAAGAUAAAUGAGAAAAAGUUGUUAGUAAAAUUAAAAUAUUAAUUAUUCCUAAAUUAAAGAAUAUUUGAAAAAAAUCAUUAAGAAAUGUUUUUUGGAUUGUUUCCGGCUUAUGGAACAAAAUGAAGAAUCGGAAAAAUAUUAAAUUUACUUAAAUUUAAAAAAUUAAAUCAAACCUUCACUCAAUAACAUUAUUCAAUUAAUUGAAAAGUCGAACAAAAAUGGUAUAUAUAGGCAUUUAUUUAUAAUUAGAUUUUGAAUAAUUUAUAGAAUAAGAAUUAAAAUCUUAUGAAGUAGGUCGCAAUGAAUGUUUAAAACAACUUGAAUAAGCAAAAAAGCAUAUGUCAUCAUCAAUAGUUCAACUUUGA
Paramecium sonneborni is the source of this 1000-nucleotide messenger RNA. The record is from the annotation of a GenBank genome assembly. NCBI's taxonomy places the organism in Eukaryota, Ciliophora, Oligohymenophorea, Peniculida, Parameciidae.